Phymastichus coffea is the source of this 2052-nucleotide messenger RNA. RefSeq names its product N-acetyl-D-glucosamine kinase-like (gene Nagk). Lineage: Eukaryota; Metazoa; Arthropoda; Insecta; Hymenoptera; Eulophidae. Gene Ontology annotation, molecular function: N-acetylglucosamine kinase activity. The transcript is spliced from 7 exons. The record is from RefSeq and is a predicted model, not a curated record. The coding region runs from base 322 to 1491 and encodes 389 amino acids.
AUGUAACCUCGGCAAUGGGAGAGAGGCCAGUCGACGCCAAGAAAGCCGACGGGUGUGUAGUCUCCGUCAGUCGUUAUCGAGUCCGCGACGGCAACACGUGCUGCCGUUGUUGCCGUUCAGCUGCGCUCAUUGGCCUCUAACCGCAACAGCUGUCGUCGUCCCUAAGUACGUAGAAUUCUGCUGGUUUUUUGGCAACUCGUCGUCCUCAGACUGCUCGGCCAAGUUUACCCACGCCUCUUCCCUCUCCCGCUGCGCGCACACAGCAGAUCCAUGAAAGUCUGAGCGAUAGUGGACAACUGACAAAUUAAAAAACCCUUCGUCAUGGAAAAAGUGAACGGAGUGAGCAACAAUCUCUCGACAGAUAAUCUCAAGAAAAACCCGGAAGACAUCAGGAUUGGUGGAGUCGAAGGAGGAUCCACACAUUCGACGCUAUUCGUGGUGGAUGGACGAGGCAACAAAUUAUCGGAAGUUCGAGGGCCACACACGAAUCACUGGGUCCUAGGAAUCGAAGGCACCGCGGAAAGGAUUAACGAUAUGAUUGUCAGGUCCAAACAGGAGCUUGAAAUACCCUUGUCUGUACCUUAUGACAUUGUGGGCCUGAACUUGAGUGGCUGCGAGGAGGAGAAGAGCAACAGACUGUUAGCUGACACGCUGCACCGGCUCUACCCAACAUCUGCGCGCCAAUACGAGGUCGGCUCGGACACACUUGGCAGCCUGAAAACAGCAGUGCGCAACGGUGGCGUCGUGCUGAUAUCCGGUACAGGAAGCAACUGCCUGCUCAUCGACAACGACGGCAAAUCUUACGGCUGCGGUGGUUGGGGACACAUGCUUGGCGACGAGGGCAGCGCAUACUGGCUGGCGCACAGGGCGUGCAAGUACGUGUUCGACGACUUGGAUGGUUUGCAGAAGGCACCCAAGCCCAUAAGCUACGUAUGGCCGGCAAUGCAACAGUACUUCGAAGUCAAAGACCAACAGAGCAUGCUACCGCAUCUGCACGCCGACUUCAAUAAGUGUAAAUUCGCCUCGUUCACUAAGGAGUUGGCCAUCGGCUGUGACAGAAACGAUCCUCUUUGCCUUGAACUCUUUUAUCAGGCUGGCGUGCAGCUUGCUAAAUUUGUGUCUGCGGUUUCCGGAAAAGCACACAUGGAAAUGAAACUAGAAAAAGGCGGACUGAAAGUGAUAUGCGUGGGCUCGGUGUGGAAGUCCUGGUGCUAUUUAAAACCCGGUUUCAUCACGGAGAUCCACGACCACUGCUCCGUCGACGAGCUAACGUUGGUGCGCCUCACCACAUCAGCGGCACUCGGUUCAUGUUACAUCGCCGCCGACAAGAUCGACUGCAUGACCAUGAACAAGACCUACCAGAACAACGUCGAGGAGUUCUUCCACUACAAGCGCGAAAAUUUGCCCCCGGCUACUCCCAACAAUUGCCUCGCCUACAAACUCGCCGCUGGCUAUAAAAACGGUGUCGACCAGAGCAUUGAAAUCAGAUAAUCCACGCGUAAACGAUUUCCGCAAUGUUUUCUAUUGGUUUGUUUUUGUCGUAUUUAUAACAAAAAUAAAAAUCCUGAGUUUUGAUUAUUAGACGGCCGAACUGCCCGACUAUGACGCUUUCUGAAUUGAAUUUUCAUUUUGAUGACAUCGAGUUUUGAGCGCUGCAUCCUCGAAAAGUGACGGCAUCAAUUCUCUUGACUGGAUACUGCUUUUUUGUCGCUUCUCAAUGAUUUUUACCUUAUUUAAAUUCAUUUAGAAAGCUCGUGUGCUGUAUCGGCUAGAACAUAUUAAGAAAUUCCUAGUUGUAUAAUAUGCCUCGGAGAAAGCUUCAGAUCAAUGCGUAAAGUCUGAUUCGUACAAAACUGUUAUGACAAGAUGAAAGAUGAAAAGUAGAAGUCAAUAUUUUUAUAUAAAUAUAUAAAUAUAUGUAUAUACAUAUACACAUUUUUUAGCAAGAAUUUUUGAAACAAAAUUCUUAAAAUAAUUGAUUUGUCAAUUUUUUGUUGUGUUGACUAUCUUUUUAUUGUAUUUUAAAGUUGAGCGUUCUUAUUAAAAUUGUAC